Molecule: messenger RNA, 810 nt
Organism: Ascoidea rubescens DSM 1968
Lineage: Eukaryota; Fungi; Ascomycota; Saccharomycetes; Ascoideales; Ascoideaceae
Exons: 1
Source: RefSeq, a predicted model, not a curated record
GCCCAACCCAUUUCUCUUUAUGCUUUGUCUGCUUUGACAAAAAUAGAUUUAAAAACCCACUAUAUUAUUAUCGUAUUUGUACAUUCAACUCACUUUCUAUAAUAAUUUAAGCUAUAUGAUUUGGGACUGUUCUUAAAGGACUAAUUCCGUAUACUCCAAUUGGGAUAAUUCCUAUUAUUAUACAUUAAUAUGUCAUUUUUAUGGCAUUAAUCAAUUCACAAAUCAUUUAAGGUAAUUCCUAUACUUGAAUUAAUAUUAUAAAUAAGAUAUUUUUAAAUUGUUUCAACCAAAAUAAAAAGAUUAGCAAAAUAAACCCCUUACCUUUGUAAUUCAUAUAAAAGUUCAAUAUAUUUGCAUGUAGCUCUUUUUAUCCAUUUUUUUAAAUUAACUUCACUCGCUUAAUCAUAUCAAUUAUCAAAAAAUAUUGACGCUUAAUAAAAUUAAAUUUCUUUGAAAAAUGAAAUUUUAUUUCACCUUCAUAGGUCUAUCAUUUAUCCCUAUAGGCCUAUCUCAACCAAUCCCUUUGAAUCCUAGACAAAUUGCAACCACUACAGAUGAUUUGCAGCCAACAAACGUUCCAGUAGAUGUUAAUAUUUUGGGACCAACCGAACCAUCGGAACCAGUUGAUGUCCCAACAGACGAAGUAAUUGAGGAACCAACCGGAGAACCCACUGGAGAACCAACAGAUGAACCAACUGGAGAACCAACUGAUGAACCAACAGAUGAACCAACUGGAGAACCAACUGGAGAACCAACUGAUGAACCAACAGAUGAACCAACUGGAGAACCAACUGGAGAACCAACAGAUGA